Messenger RNA from Castor canadensis (American beaver), 2635 nucleotides. It is a transcript of the gene Insig2, whose product is annotated as insulin induced gene 2. NCBI's taxonomy places the organism in Eukaryota, Metazoa, Chordata, Mammalia, Rodentia, Castoridae. Gene Ontology annotation, cellular component: SREBP-SCAP-Insig complex; endoplasmic reticulum. Gene Ontology annotation, biological process: SREBP-SCAP complex retention in endoplasmic reticulum; cellular response to insulin stimulus; cholesterol biosynthetic process. The record is from RefSeq and is a predicted model, not a curated record.
GAGGAAGAGGCGGAGGGGGACGGUGGGCCGGCCCCAGAAGAUGGCGGAGGCGGGGGUGAGUUGGGGUCUCCCAACGGAGUGCAGGAUUUCUGGUAGGUCCUGCCUUAGGACAAGAUGUGGUACCACUGAAACAUCGAUCUGCUUUGAGUCACAGACAGCUGAACUUUUCACCUGGGAAACCUUUUUAAACUUAAUUUUGUUUUGUUUUUAUGGCUUACUGAACUUAUGAAACCAUGGUGGAAGGAGAGACGAAGUCACCUGGGCCCAAAAAGUGUGGUCCGUAUAUUUCAUCCAUCACUAGCCAGAGUGUGAACUUGAUGAUUCGAGGAGUAGUGCUAUUUUUUAUUGGAGUAUUUCUCUCGUUAGUGUUAAAUUUGCUUCAGAUUCAGAGAAAUGUGACACUUUUUCCACCCGAUGUGAUUGCCAGCAUCUUUUCUUCUGCAUGGUGGGUACCACCGUGCUGUGGCACAGCCUCAGCUGUGAUUGGGUUAUUAUACCCUUGCAUUGACAGGCAUCUAGGAGAGCCACAUAAAUUUAAAAGAGAGUGGUCCAGUGUAAUGCGGUGUGUAGCCGUCUUUGUUGGCAUAAAUCAUGCCAGCGCUAAAGUGGAUUUUGAUAACAACAUACAGUUGUCUCUCACACUGGCUGCACUAUCCAUUGGACUGUGGUGGACUUUUGAUAGAUCUAGAAGUGGUUUUGGUCUUGGUGUAGGAAUUGCUUUUUUGGCAACUGUGGUCACUCAACUGCUAGUCUAUAAUGGUGUUUAUCAAUAUACAUCUCCAGAUUUCCUCUAUGUUCGUUCUUGGUUGCCAUGUAUAUUUUUUGCUGGAGUCAUAACAAUGGGAAACAUUGGUCGACAACUAGCAAUGUAUGAAUGUAAAGUUAUUGCAGAAAAAUCUCAUCAAGAAUGAAGAAGGCAAAAAUGUAUCUUUUAUAUAUCAAGAAGAAAAUGGCAUAUAAAUGAUAGAAAUACCAACAAAACUUCGGACUGUAAAAAAUUGCCAAGAUGCAGUUUUUCCCUUGAUUGGUGUGUAUAGACACAUACACAUGUUGUUAUUGCAAUCUGUGAUUGCAUCAUCUGUAAAUCAGUUGCAAACCUUUGUGUAUUUGAGUUAGGUAACUGUAAGAUAUAUGUGCACUACAUUAAAAUAUGUUAAUAGAUGAAAUUUUUAAAUUAAUUUUUUAAAUAUACCAUACAUUGUAUUACAAUGUUGACGUGCCAAAAUAUUCUCUGUCAUGAAGAAUUAAUAAUGCUUUGAAUAGUUUUUAAAUUUAGAGAACUAAGAUAUAGAAGAAAGCCAAAAAAACAAGCAAACAAACAAACAAGAAAAGGGGUAGCUGGUAUAUUUUCUUUUGCUUACUGUUGUGCCUUUUUGUUUUUCUAGUCACAGCAGUAUGAGUUAUGAGUGCUCUGAUGUGUGGUUAGUUUCUGUUUUGAUGUUAUUUCAAAGAGUUUGAGUAUUUUAAUAUAUGGUGAAAAUGAACUUGUAUAGAAUGGGUUUAAACCUGUUACUGGAGAGAGCCCAAAGAGUAAGUUUCUAUUAUAGCAGAUUUUAUUGUUGGUAUAUGUGAUGGGCAGGUGAAGUUACCAACAUUAAAUUGCUUUGAGUUUAACUUUGGAAGAGUACAUGUAAUUAAAAGUUAGUGAAUUUAACUAGAAUAGAUAAGGUUGGGGAAUACAAAGUGACCUUCUCCAGUGCCACAGAGCAUAAAGUGAUAAUAGUUUAGUUGUUAUUUGCAAUACAGAAGCUCACUGCUUUUGCACAUGGGAGGUGUAAGAAAUACCAAACAGAUCAAAAUGACAUUUCUAAUUCUAUCGGGUUCUGUAAUCUAUUGGAUUCUAUAAGCGAUCACUCUAGCUGGGCGUGCAUGUGACUGUCAGUGGAAUGCCUGGAUUUGCAAUCUAUUUAUGCAUUAUGAGGACUGGGUGGAUACAUAAUUUCCUGUACAUUCAGCUCUACUGGUAACUAGUUCAAGCACACUCUGUGCAUGUUUAGGAUCUUGAAUGCAAUUUUGGACAUACUUUGCUAACAACUACAUCUAUUUAGGUAUGGCUCAAGUUUAAACUUAGCUGACUCUCCCUCCCAUAAUUUUCCUUUUUGAAAUUGUUGACAGUUGACUGAUGCACCUUCUGAGUGCUGUAGUGAGUGUGUGCUUGUGUGUUGAGUGUGUGCGUGAGAGAACAUGUACAAGUGUAUGUAUAAGCAUGUGCUCUGCUUUCCUAGAAUGUCAAGGAGAUUUUUUUUAAAUUUUGGAUUUAAAACAAUUGCUCUCAGACUGAGGUCUUGUAUGCCAAACUUUAAUCUGCUUUUAUGUUUUCAGGUGAAAAUCCUAAGAGGAUUUCAUGUUGAAUAUGUGUACAACUUAACUAUAUUGGUGGUAAACAUACUACUAUAACUUUAUUAUUCUGUCUUCCAGAUAAUGUUAUUCAUUUAGGAAAAUAAGGUAUAUUUUUAGAAUUGACUUUGUAAGCACUAUAAAAUCUUUAAUAAGUUAUAAGGCCUAUGAUGUAUUUACUUUAAAAAUUGCUGUUAAAAGCAGGGUGUAUUAAAUAUAUAAUAUCAUCUUGACUGAGUCUCUUUUCCUUCCUCAUGAUAAGCUUUAGAAUAUAGUACUUAAAAAACUAAUAUGUGUG